This is a messenger RNA of Morchella importuna, 1293 nucleotides long. RefSeq lists its product as uncharacterized. The record is from RefSeq and is a predicted model, not a curated record. The coding region runs from base 1 to 1293 and encodes 430 amino acids. The transcript has 3 exons. Lineage: Eukaryota; Fungi; Ascomycota; Pezizomycetes; Pezizales; Morchellaceae.
AUGGAGCAAGUCAGCAACGGGAAGAACUUUUCGGACGAUUCACAAAUGCUCUACGCCCUCUUUGAAACUGAGAGAUACCUUUUCCAGGUAUGGGGCAAGAGAGUCGGUAUUGAGAAACAGUCCGACUUUCAUCGUUGUCUAGACCCAACAUCGCCUGAGUACCCGAGGGUUCGGGCUAUCCUUAAAGGUCUUGAGACGAUCCUGAGUAAUGGAGACGAUCUUUGUAAAAGGUAUGGAGUGGUUAGCAAGAAGCAUAUAUCGAUCAGGCGGAAGUAUGUGUGGGCGGUAAGUGACAAAAAGAAGUUCGAUCGCCUGGUGAAGGAUAUUGGGACACUGGUCGAAAAGCUAUCCGCUGUAGCUUUCUUUGAGGAAGACUCCCGAUUUGAUACGGAUAAGAUAAAUAAGAGCAUUGCAACUUUGAUGGCCGCUCUGGACGAAACGGAUCACAAAAGGGCGGAAGAAACGAUCGAGCAGCAGAAACACCGCUUGAAGGUGGAGAACUAUAUUGAAAAUGAGCGGAAUGAGGAGGUCUUGAAGUGGACUGGCGCAAUCUCGACGGAAAAAGAGUACGAUGAAGCCAAGCUGGAGAGAACACCUGGGAUCUGCGGCUGGAUCUUUUCGAAUUCAAAGUUCACCAGGUGGCUUUGUCCUGAAAGCGGCAUCAACACAUCCAGCAUUUUAUGGAUGCACGGCGGGGCCGGGAUGGGUAAAACAUUUAUAUCCGCAAGGAUCACCGAGUAUUUACAACAUCAGUUUCCCCGCCCAACGGCCUUCUUUUUUUGUACUCAUUCAAAUGCCCAGAAGAACCAGACAAUAAACAUAAUUCGCUCCUGGAUUUUCCAGUUAGCCAAGCAAAGUCCUCAAGCCCUUAAAAUCGUCCGCGGGCUCCGAUCCUCCCACAACGAGGCGGUUACCACUGUCCUAUGGGAAACCUUUGAGGUAGUAUUAAAGCAUAUAAACUCUUGUUAUCUUGCUUUGGAUGGGCUUGAUGAGUGUCUUGACUUCGACCCUACCUCAUGGAGCCGAAGAAGAGGUGAGAUGAAGAUCUUUAUCGAAAGACUGAUUAGUUCCAUACCCUCAACUGAUGUGAGGCUUCUCAUGCUCGAACCAUUGCGGAGUUCGAACACUCCCGUUGCCACCACGGCGGCAUUUGAAGAAUAUCAAAUAAAUAGUGAAGAUAACAAAGCGGAUAUUAUAUCCUUUGCGGGUGAUCUCUCUGAGAGCCUUGGAUUCCGCGACAAAGAUAAAGAGGAAAUAUGUAACAAACUAUCUGAGCGCUGUGAGGGAACUUGA